CAAGUUCAGUGAAUUAUGCGCUCAAUGCUUCAGUACGGUGCCAUGUGUUAACGUUUCCGCGUGUUGCCUGCGUACAUGAGAUUAAUGAAACUAAGGAGCCGCGAUCUUUGUUAAUAAAUUUAUUAUAGUGACCCUGUAUAUUUUAAGUGACCCUCAAGAUGUUGCACAAGAUAAUGUCGUCUGUGGUGGCGGUCGUCGCUAUUGGGUCAGGCGUUCUCCUCAUGUAUGCCGUCCAGGUGAUACCAGAUAAGCCUAAUCUCGACUUCCAGAGAUGGUGGGGCAUCGGGCCGAGGCCGCGCCAGGAAGACACCUCCGUCAGAACCUUCCAUUUAGAUUUUAAUGAUACAAUGGUCCUGGAUUUAAAGCAGAGGUUACGCAAUCGCCGGCCCUUGACAAAGCCUUUGGAAGGAGUGCAGUCUGAAUACGGAAUGAACACGGUAUAUUUGGAGACAAUUAUCACCCAUUGGCUGGAGAGGUACGACUUCAAGAAAAGGGCUCAGCUUUUGAACAGAUUCUCUCACUACAAAACUAGAAUACAAGGUUUGGACUUGCACUUCAUUUGGGAGAAGCCCAAGAUAAAGGACCCCAACGUUAAGGUGCUUCCACUGCUAAUGUUACACGGAUGGCCCAGUUCUUCCAAGGAGUUUGUCAGAGUUAUACCGAUGUUAACGUCGCAAAAAGAUGGAUAUGAUUUCGUAUACGAGGUUGUUGCUGUGGAUCUACCAGGGUUCGGAUUUUCUGAGGGCACCAACAAAAGAGGCUUGAAUCCUGUACAGAUUGGGAUAAUGAUGAGGAAUCUGAUGAAACGGCUGGGUUUCCAGAAAUACUACAUUCAGGCUGGAGACUGGGGUUCGCAGUGUGCCACACACAUGGCCACUAUAUUCCCCGAUGAAAUUUUAGGGUUCCAUACAAAUAUGCCUCUUUCGUCUAAGCGGAAGAGUUUCGCAAAGUUCGUAAUAGGAGCGUUUUUCCCGAGACUAGUAGUGAAUGCGGAAUACCAGGACAGGCUUUAUCCCAUGCUGGGGCUGUUGUCCUAUAUAAUGAGAGAAAGUGGAUAUUUCCACAUGCAGGCUACGAAGCCAGAUACUAUCGGCGUAGCACUAACAGAUUCACCCGUGGGUCUCGCCGCGUACAUCAUAGAGAAGAUGGGCAUCUGUAGUAACAGAGACCAAUUGGACACUCCUCACACGGGGAUAGAGAACUUGAAUUUGGACGACGUGUUGGACACAAUAACCAUAGCGUGGGCAAACAACUGCAUAGUGACUUCCAGUAGGAUUUACUAUGAGGGAAUGAGAGGCUAUGAGAUUAACAUACUUCAUGAAAUCCCCACACCAGUGCCAACAGCAGUGGUGAACUUCAAAUACGAGGUGUUAUAUCAACCGGAUUGCAUGUUGCGAGACAAGUUUCCCAAUCUGGUGAGAUCCAGCACUUUUAGCGUAGGCGGCCAUUUUGCGGCUCUGCAAACACCGCAUAUGUUAGUAGAAGAGGUCUUCGCUUCAACAAAGGCGUUCUUAGAUUUCCAUAGCAAAAACAAGAAUAGGAAUACUAAAUCUUCUAGCUAAUUUUUUUUUCCCCCACCGAGGCCUCGUUUUAGUAAGUUUAGACUUUAAUACACAAUAAGAAGGCUGCUUAACUUAAGUUAAUAAUUAACGAAGGCCAAAUAUUUUAUACCUUGAUCGAACUAAUUGGCUGUAAACUGACCUAGGUUCAUAUAAAAUAUACAACAGCUAUCAUUACACUAUGUAAACGAUCACUGAUCAGUUGACUGACAUAUAGUUGGAUCUCUACUACGGGUACUAAGUACUAGGGUUGUAUUAUCUAAGUCGUAAUUUUACAAUAUAAAGAUGAAGUAAUAGAGGAACGGCACUCGUACUAUUUUUUUCGCAUAAAUUUAAUAAUGUAAAAAAUUCAUACGCAAAACAAAAUCAUUUCAUAGACAGAACUGCUUUCCAAUUCGAGCCUUAAAUACGUAUAGUUGCUUAUUAAUUAUGAUAGGUAAUUUUCAAAACAUAAAAAUUAAUAUAAAUCUCUGAAAUUAAUACGAUAGUUUUCAUAUAUUGAGUACUUCAUAUUAUCUGUAUAAAUUGCACCCUAGAUAAGUAGUUGGUUAUUCUCAGACUGUAUUGCUGUAUAGACUGAGUAUUUUUAAUUAUUUUAAAAAAAUAAAAUAAGUUAAUUGUAGAUUUAGCUGGCUAGGUUUUUUUAAUGAUGUUAUUAUAUUGUUACCACAAUUUAUUGUAAUUGAGGUCAAACAUUAUAGUUUUCAUGGCUCAAUGAGAUCUUUGACUUAUAGCUAUACCUAAAUGAAAUAUAUUUGUACAUUUCGGGGUGUUUUUUAAUUCUUUUUUUCGAGUUUUAAAGCACAUAAUAAUAUAACAUUUUCAGUAUUGAAAUAUGUGCUAGUAUUUUUAAAUAAUUAAGUUUAAGCCUUGCCUGAAUGUGAUCAAAUAGACAUAAGAAUAAUAUUAAAUGAUUUUUGGUAACAA
Messenger RNA from Plodia interpunctella (Indianmeal moth), 2486 nucleotides. It is a transcript of the gene Jheh-lp1, whose product is annotated as juvenile hormone epoxide hydrolase-like. The transcript has 8 exons. Lineage: Eukaryota; Metazoa; Arthropoda; Insecta; Lepidoptera; Pyralidae. The record is from RefSeq and is a predicted model, not a curated record. Gene Ontology annotation, biological process: epoxide metabolic process. Gene Ontology annotation, molecular function: epoxide hydrolase activity. Bases 159 to 1562 code for a protein of 467 amino acids.